AUGAGGAUCAAUAUAUUUGUCACUUUAUUGUUUUUGUUCAGAUCUGAAACUCUAGCAAUAGAUGAGGAAUGUUAUAUGACAGUGCCUGAAAUUGGCAAGCGGUUUGGCUAUGACUCGGAGGUUCAUUUGGUUCGAACAACAGAUGAAUAUAUUUUAGAGCUUCACAGAUUUCCGUGCAAAAAUAAUGAGAAAUGCGAUACAAAGUCAAAACGUCCAAUUGUAUUUUUACAACAUGGUCUGCUAGCAGAUGGAUUUUCAUGGAUUCCAAAUUUGGCUAAUCAAUCAGCUGGAUUUGUUUUUGCCGAUGCAGGGUUUGAUGUGUGGAUUGCCAAUAGUCGGGGUACUCCAGCAUCACAAAAGCAUAUCGGAUAUGGUCCAGAAAAUCAGAAAUUCUGGAAUUUCACAUGGCAACAAAUGUCUGAAUACGAUUUGACUUCGAGUGUUGAUUACGUCUUGAAAGAGACAAAACAAAAGUUUUUAUACUAUUUGGGACAUUCUCAAGGAACUAUGAUCAUGUUUUCAAGACUUGCUGAAAACCCUGAAUUUGCCAAAAAGAUUCGACAUUUCCAUGCUCUUGCUCCAGUUGCUACCGUAUCACAUAUCGGUGGGCUUUUCGGAUUGUUUGGUAAACAGUUUCUGACUUACGCAGAAAUUCUUCUUGGACGUCUACCGUAUUCUCCUCUCUCCAUUCCUAGACCUAUACAAAAAAUGAUCAGUUACAUGUGCAGUAAAUUCCUGAUGCAAAGCAUUUGCACUCUGGAUAUUGGAUUUAUUGAUGGAAAUGAGAAACAAUUUAAUCAAUCCAGAGUUGGAGUCUACCUUUGUCACACUCCUGCAGCUACUUCGGUGAAAGAUCUUCAGCAUUGGAUUCAACUUGUUGAAUCUCAAAACGUGGCCAAGUUUGACUAUGGGCCGGUUGGGAAUCAGCUAGAGUAUGGACAGCCGACCCCUCCUGUUUAUGAUCUGACACAGAUUAAAACUCCAACUUAUCUAUAUUGGAGUGGGGAUGAUAUUUUGGCUGAUACUCAAGAUAUACGUGACUCGAUCUUAUCGAAAAUGAACAAAGCGAUUGCCGGAUCUAUUGAGCUUCCUCAUUACAGUCAUAUGGAUUUCGUGUUUGGAAUCAAUGCUGCAAAGGAUUUAUAUCCGGGAAUAAUAAAGACCAUUCAAGACGAUUUCGACAAGUACCGCAUUUCUCAAAUGCACAAGCUGAACAAGUAUUUUUAA
Molecule: messenger RNA, 1227 nt
Organism: Caenorhabditis briggsae
Lineage: Eukaryota; Metazoa; Nematoda; Chromadorea; Rhabditida; Rhabditidae
Gene: Cbr-lipl-7
Product: Protein CBR-LIPL-7
Exons: 6
Coding region: 1-1227 (408 amino acids)
Biological process (GO): lipid metabolic process
Molecular function (GO): hydrolase activity, acting on ester bonds
Source: RefSeq, a predicted model, not a curated record